Messenger RNA from Paramecium sonneborni, 1744 nucleotides. The record is from the annotation of a GenBank genome assembly. NCBI's taxonomy places the organism in Eukaryota, Ciliophora, Oligohymenophorea, Peniculida, Parameciidae.
AUGAUUAGCGGGUUUUAAACAGGAAAAAAUAAAAAAAUAUAGCUAGUUAGCAAUGAAAAAUGCAAUAAGAUUAUUAUACAAUUUGAAGACCUAUCAGAAGAAGAAGAAAUUUUAAAAUCAGAAAACAAACCAACAAAAAAUGAUUUAAAUUUACUAAAUUCCCUUUCAAAAGAAGCAAUCAAAAAUAAUAAUUAACUCUAUCAUCCUAGUAAAUUUGCUGAAUAGGAAUUUAAAUUUUUAAGUAAAAAUACAAGAGAUUCAUUAUCGGAAAAGAAAAUCUCAUAUUAGACAGUAAUCAUGGGAGAUGAGAUAUAAAAAGAAAUUAUAACACCAAUAAAAAAAAUAGAAUCUAAUAACAAUUAUGAGAUCCUUUAAAUGAAUUCUAUAUUAUUAUCGAAAAUAAGCAAAUUAUCAAAAUGUUUGGUAGGAGAAAAAUUUUAUGAAUUAUCAAAAUAAUUAAUGAAAAAUUCAGUCUUGAAAUUUACAUCAGUUUGUAGAUCAUCAUAAAUUCCUUAAAAUUUUGAUUGGAAACUAAUAAAGGAGUAUUUUAAAUAAUAUGAUGAUGUAGAAAAAGAUUGGCUUUUGUAAUAAACGAAACUUAUUUUUUGGAAAUUGAAAUCAAAAAAUAAUAACAGUGAUCAAAAACUAAUUUUAGAAUUAGAAUAUCGUUAUUUUAUAUAAUAUAGAUUAUAAAGUAAAACAGUAAUUUAAUAAAUAUGGACAAAGGAUUAAUCAUUAAAUUAACAUAUGGUUUUAUUAGUUGUAGCAAUAGAAUAAAGCUAAGAAAGAAAGAUUAUAGAGUUAUCAGAUGGAUGGUAUUCAAUAUUUUUUGUUUGUGAAUAAAACUAUGAAUAAAUUUACAAUAAGAUUAAAAUUGGACAAAAAUUGCAUGUAACAAAUUUAAAAGAAUAUCCUAUAAUAUUUAAUACUUCUAAUGUAUAGUUAUAGUAUCAUCUAGGUUAAAAUAAUAUCAUAAUAUCCAUAUAACAAAUUGUUGGUUACUACUAAAAUAAAUUCAAUAAAAAAAGCUUAAUUAAAUACGAAGUUAGGGUAAUAAUAAGAAAAGUAUUUCCUGCGAUCACUUAUAAGUUUGAGAAAUGGUAUCAUUCCAUGCAUUGAUGUUUUUAUUGUGUCAAAAUCUUAUCUAAUAAAAAUAAAUUAGAAAAAUUAAAGACAAGCUACAUUAUUUAACUCAGAAACUGAAAAUGAAGAAGAAAUGUAAUAGCUACGAAAUUCUAAUUUGUGUUUUUGGAUCACAGUUAUGGAUAGCUUAAAUUAUUUUGAUUAAAGAAAUUCUAAAAUAACUGAAUUCAAAGAUAUAUUAGUUUAUAUUAAUGAUCCAUUAUAAUACGAAUUAAUAUCUGUUGGUUAGAGAGUUUAAAUUAUUAAUGCAAUUUAAUUUAAUUCCGAAAUUACUUUAAAAAUAACAAAAUCUUCAGGAUUUAUAUUUGAGUUAUAAUAAUAUUAGGAUUAUUUCAGUAAAUUGUAAUUCCUUAGUAAUAAAUAUGAUAUAUAGAUCAAGGUAAAUAAUCAUAUUAAACUUGAAUAAAUAAAUAUAAUUGAAGGUAGCAAUGAUUAGCAAUAGAUUGUUAAAAUAGAAAUACAAAAUAAUUUUUUUGGUGAAAUUUUAAAAAGCUAAUAAUUGAAAGUAUUAAAAGUGACUUAACUAAAUAAAAUUAAUAAUGAGAGAUUUCAAACCACAUAAAUUAGUAAAUUGAUUAAUAUUAUAAAUUAUAAUAAAUGA